AUAUUUCAACUUAAAUGCGGACUUAAUGUUAAAAUUCUCGCGUCGAGGCUUUUUCGAAAAUAAAAAAUAAGUUUUGUAAAGUACGUUUCUCGAACACUAAAGACAUUCCUCUAUUUAAUUACCCUGUAAACAGCAUUUCUUAAUUUCUACUGGUUGAUACAUGCAAUGAAAAUUCCUGGUAAAUAUGCAUUGUACGGAUUAGCGCCAAAAAAAAUCGUACAAAUAUUAAAUAACUUUCAUUAUAUGCUCUUUUACGUCCUCUUUUCAUAACCGCCUGCGAAGAUAAAAAAUUCCAAAUACUUAUGGAGAUAUCUAAUUUUUUAAUUAUCAUAUUUGUGCGAAAUUUGUUAAAAAAAAUUUAAAAUUCCGAAAGUACUUUUAUUCUGUGCUCUUUAACUUCCUCUUUUCACUAAACCCGGCGGAGAUAAGAAAUUCCAAAUACUUUAGGAGAUAUUGAAUUUUUUAAUUUUCAUCCUGUGCACUUGUGCGGCGUUCAUUUUGCUUGUUUACAAGUAUGAUUUUUUUUUUUUGCGACGUACGUGUAUGGGGAAACCUAAGAUGCACAUAAAGUUCUGCCAUCCCUGAUUACACCCGAACAAUUCACCUUCGGCCAACCUCGGGUUUAUUUAUUAAUAUUUAUAUUUCUCUGUUUAUUUUAAUGUAGCUAUACUUACCUAACUAAUCGUCCAUAGUGUUUUAAAGUGUUUUAAUGUAGUUGACCUAACCGACCACUUUAAAUAUUUGAAUUCAUUUUUCCUGCGCAAAAAUAAAACAAAUCCCGAAGUUGGCUGAAGGUGAAUUGUUUGGGUGUAAUCGGGAAUGGCAGAAGUUUAUGUGCAUCUUAGUUCUCCCACGUGAACGACUACAUCAUGUAAAAAGAAAAUUACAUAAUCAUCCCUUGCUUGAAAAAAACAAAGACCAAACUGGAGAUCAGAAAGUGGAUGCAGAGACGCUGCUGCAGCCCCCGGAGAUGCUGGCGAGGAACCGUCUGGAGGAGAUGCGGGAGCUGUUUGGCCCGGCGGCCCCCAAGCUCCUGGCCAUGGAGACGGCGGUGGAGCUCACCUUCAACAGCAACUGCGACCGGCACCACCCCUCGCUGUGGCCGGUGGUGCCCCUGGCAGCACAGGCCGAGUAGCACCGGCACCCUGCACCGUUCCAGGGCUCUUGUUCCAACACUCGAACGACGGGACAGUGGUUGAAAGUGAAUCAGAAAUAGUGCCGAUGUUACCACACGGUACUAUAUGUAGUGACUACUGGACAUUUUAGUGAACAAAAUGGCAUUUAAUUUGACAGUGGUGUGAGACAUCAUUUGUAUAUAUGUGUACGUGAACUGAAUUUUUUCAAUAAAAAUGUUUUAUUAUUUUUUUAUACUUAUAAAAAUUUAAAAUGUGCUAUGUUUUUGUAAACUGUUCUGCUGCAGUUCUCAGUAUUGAACUGCAAAAAGCUUGCACAACUGGUUAAAAAAUUAAGGGUUUCAGAGUUGUUCAUUUCAAUACGAAAUUUUAUAUACAGUAAUAAUGGAUUAUAUAGUGUUAUCAUGAAGGUAUAGCUGGGCAAUUGGAUAGAAUAAUUUUCACCCUGCUGGAACUUUUAAUCAAUCCUUCUUAUAACUCAUGUUGUGCAUAGUUACUUAUAUUUGGCACAUAGGGCAGCCUAGUUUAUCAAGUCUAGAUUUUUUUUAAUCACUAAUGGUUUCUAAAACUUCCAUUUGUCAACACUACCACGUAAAUAGUUUGUAAAAAUUAUAUAGGCUAAUAAUCAUUGGCCACUUUCAUAAUAAGAUUGAUUUUAUUUCUGGUUUUCCAUAUUCAAAAUAAAAUUUCAGAAAAAAACAUCCCUAAUUCAUAGGUGGGUGGAGGAGAGGUUUUCUUCCACUGUAACCCCUGGCUGUCUUUGCCUAAACCUUAAAAUUCACUGACACAAAUAAUUUAUGGAGGAUAAAAUUCACUUGAGUGAGAUAACUGAGAACUGCAGGGAAUAAAAAAUUCAACUGAAAUUUGCAUAUGAUGAGAUCAUUGCUUUAAUAGGUAGGUAUAUAAUUCAUACAUUGUUUAUCAUGUAUUAAUUUUUAAAGUUGUUUAUGGUUUUGUUGCUCUAGCUCAGUGGUUCCCAAACUUUUUGGUUCCACGACCCCCUUUUGGAUACUAAUUUUUGCUGCGACCCCCUUAAACAUUUUUGGUACAGUGAUAAAAUUAAAACAUAGAAAUAUUGUGCUACAUUUUUUUAUAAAUUAAAAAAAAAAAUAAGAUGUGUAUAACAAAUAUUUUUUUAGUCACUGAGCCAUCGGAGCUGAAAUAUGUGAAGAAGUAGUUCAAACUGUCCCCAAAAGAUGGCACACAAAGCCGUGAUGGAAAACGGAGAUAAACAAAGCACUGGAGAGUGCAGUGGCUCGAGCGAACUGUCGUUUGUUGCGUUAAUAGUGUUUUGUUCGGUCACAUAUUGUUUGCGUUUAUUCUGUCAUGGAUAAAUUUGUUAAACGUGCGGGGCCUUAAUUUUCUUACGAUAAGAACGAAACAAAAAAGGCUAAGAUGAGAAAGUACAAUGACUGUUAUAUUAAGUACGGAUUUACAGUGCUCGGGUAUCGGCCACAAUGUGUUGUGUGCAGCGAGUUGUUAUCCGCCGAGAGUAUGAAACCAUCCAAGAUGAUUCGUCACUUGGAAACUAAACAUUCAAGUUUGAAAGACAAGCCAGUGGACUUUUUUGAGCGAAAAUUAACUGUUCUAGUCGGUCAGAAAAACUCGGUGUCUCAGUUGAGUAGCAAUAAUGUGAGUAAAAAUGCUUUGCUAGCAUCGUAUCAAGUAGCUUUACGAAUAGCGAAGAAAGGCAAGCCACACACGAUUGCUGAAGAUCUCAUUCUACCGGCCGCUCAAGACAUGCUUUCAACAAUGGUUGGUCCGGAGGCAGCUAGCAAACUGUCCAAUGUUCCAUUGUCAAAUAAUUCAGUGGGGAGGCGUAUUACUGAAAUGGCUGAAGACUGCAAGAACCAGUUGAAAGAAAAAUUGCAGAAAAGUGAAUUUCUUUCUAUUCAAGUAGACGAGUCUACGGAUGUAUCUAAUUUGACAGAGUUUAUGUGUUUUGUUCGCUACGAAAAUGAUGACGGUGUGGAGGAGGACAUAUUAUUUUGCAAACCUUUGCCUGACCACGCAACAGGUGAGGAAAUGUACAAACUGUUUAUUUCUGCCACCGCUUCCCUUAACAUUGACUGGAAAAAGUGUGUUUCGAUCUGUAGUGAUGGUGCCAAAGCACUGACAGGUAAAAAAAGUGGUUUCGUGAAACUUCUAAUGGCUAUUAUGCCUAAGGCUGUCUGGGUACAUUGCUUUCUACAUCGUCAGGCAUUAGCUUCAAAGAACAUGCCCAUCGAACUGAAAGAAGUUUUGAACGAUGUCGUUAAAUCGGUAAAUUUUAUAAAAAGCAGGCCAUUACAGUGUCGAUUGUUCUCACAGUUGUGCGAAGAAAUGGGGGCGGAAUACAAAUGCCUCUUACUGCACACAGAAGUUAGGUGGUUGUCACGUGGGAAGGUGUUCUCUCGAGUGUUCGCUCUGCGCACUGAGCUUAAAGCAUUUUUUCAAGUUAUAAACAAAGACUUUGUUGGUUUGUUUGACAAGAAGGAGUGGCUAUUAAAGCUUGCGUACUUGGCGGACAUAUUUCAACAUCUUAACGAUCUGAAUAUUACCUUGCAAGGUAGAGACAAAACUAUCAUUUUUGCCCAAGACAGAGUGAAUGCGUUUGUAAAAAAAUUGGCAGUGUGGGCAUCCAGGGUUGAGAAAAAAAAUUUAGAAAACUUCGAAUUGGCACACGAAUUUCUUACGUCCCUUGAUGAACGCGAUGAAGAUUUUCCUGACGUCAGCGAGCUGUCCAAACUGAUUGUUACACAUUUGACGGGUCUACGAGAGCAGAUCAUCGACUACAUUCCCGAAGAUGAACAUACCGAUUUGAGGUGGGUGCUGAACCCUUUUAACGAGCAUUCUGUUAACCAAGCGGACCUAAGCCCACAUAUCCACGACAAACUUAUUGAGUUGUCUUGUGACAAGACUUUGCAGCUGUCUUUCAGCACCAAAGACGUGGACAAGUUCUGGCUGGAUAGAAGAACCGAAUAUCCGAGUUUGACUACGGCAGCCCUCAGAAUUAUUAUGCCCUUUGCAACGUCUUACCUCUGCGAGCUGGGGUUUUCAACACUGAUUAAUAGGCGUCUGCGAGCAGAAGAUUUUCACUUCAAGUCGAGCUCGAGCGAGUUUGCUAAAAUACUCGCGAGUAUCGAGUCGAGUUCGAGUUUUUUUUUUUAAGUUUAUUGCACAUAAAUUUACUGUGAUGAAGUAAUAAAAUGUGAGAACUUUUGAGAAAAAUAUGGAAAUAAAAAAAGAAACCAUUAUCAUUGUUAGCCUACUAAAUAGAUAGACCUACAUUAAAGGUCUGCGAGCCUAAGAAUUUUACUUUGAGCCAAGCUCGAGCGAGCCUACUUGAAAGUUCUCGAAGCUUGAGCUUUUGUGAUACAGUUACACUUUUGGGAAAUUAUUUUUACCUUAAACUUAGUAGGUAUAAUGUUUGAAUAAAGUAUUAAAAUGAAGUGGGCUUAUUAAUUUUGGGUAACUAUUUACAGAGUGCUUUUAUAAUUUGCACUGCUAGGAAAAAAAACAUGUUUUCCAUUGAAUCUAACCUGUUUCCAUUGGUUCAUUAGUAACUGAUAUCAUCCAACUAACAUAACCACAGUUUACAAGUACGUAUAUGUUUGUGUAAAUGUAACAUAUCUUUGGAAUAAUUUCAUCCUUGUCAAUUUUUCUGGAGUCCUUACUGAGCUUCAACUAACUGAGCACCAAAAAUCAUGUUGUUUGAAAAGUACAUUCACAUUGUUUCAACAUUUCCACUUUUCGGCACAAAAAUUCUGAGAGAGAUUGUCAUAGAGUAUUAAAUUCUGUUCUUCAAUCUAUCAUGCAGAAAAAUAAUUUGUUCUGCACGUUCAGGAGUUAAAUUAGCUCUACGAUUAGAGAUGGUGUUUACAGCAGAAGAGAAGCGUCUCUCGCUGGCAACCUGUGUGGCUGGAAUGCUUUAGUAAAAUUCUUGGUAAAUAUGUAGAGUCGCGGUAUAAGCGGGAAAAAAAUGCUAAAAUUCCGAAAAUACUUUUAUUCUAUGCUCUUUCACUUCCUCUUUUCAAAUCAACCGGCGGAGAUAAGAAAUUCCAAAUACUUUAGGAAUAUUGAAUUUUUUAAUUUUCAUCACAAUACCUGGGUAUUCAUGCGGCGAUCAACAUUGUUUCUGGUUUACGAGUAUCUAUUAUGUUUCUUAUUGGACAAUUUUGUCACGUGACAGUUCCGUGAUUGGCCAGUAUUCAAAUGAACCAAUACGUGAUUAUUUAUUUAUUUAUUAAUGUUCCGUCGGAGGUAUCGCAACGUAGGUGAACGACUACAUCAUUUCCUUCUAAUGGCAAAGGAAAUGUACCCGCCUCCAACUUAGGUGGGUUUUUAACGUUUCUAAUUUUAAAGUCUUAUUUAUUUGGAUAUUGUUGCGCAAGUAAUAAGUAACAAAAAUAUUUUACGUGAGUUGUUAAUGUUCAUUAUUUGUCCGGGUUUGUUAGGUCAGGUCAGUUACAUUAUAAAUACUUUAAAACUAA
Messenger RNA from Bacillus rossius redtenbacheri, 5605 nucleotides. Its product is annotated as zinc finger BED domain-containing protein 5-like. The record is from RefSeq and is a predicted model, not a curated record. Gene Ontology annotation, cellular component: SMN complex. NCBI's taxonomy places the organism in Eukaryota, Metazoa, Arthropoda, Insecta, Phasmatodea, Bacillidae. The coding region runs from base 2529 to 4283 and encodes 584 amino acids. The transcript is spliced from 3 exons. Gene Ontology annotation, biological process: spliceosomal snRNP assembly.